Molecule: messenger RNA, 4263 nt
Organism: Pseudoliparis swirei
Lineage: Eukaryota; Metazoa; Chordata; Actinopteri; Perciformes; Liparidae
Product: 3-hydroxy-3-methylglutaryl-coenzyme A reductase-like
Exons: 20
Coding region: 138-2804 (888 amino acids)
Biological process (GO): coenzyme A metabolic process; isoprenoid biosynthetic process; sterol biosynthetic process
Cellular component (GO): peroxisomal membrane; endoplasmic reticulum membrane
Molecular function (GO): NADP binding; hydroxymethylglutaryl-CoA reductase (NADPH) activity; protein binding
Source: RefSeq, a predicted model, not a curated record
UUAGUGAGCCGCGGAGGAGACUCUCUCUGUGUGUCUGUCUGAGCUUUCACACCGGGAGGCUGUAACCUGGUCGCCGCCGCACCGCGCGCUCUCAUUUACCACUCUAGUCGUAACGGCUCAAGCUCCCCUGUUGCACCAUGCUGACCGGUCUGUUCCGCAUGCACGGCCUCCUGGUGGCCUCCCACCCCUGGGAGGUCAUCGUUGGCACGGUCACCCUCACCAUCUGUAUGAUGUCCAUGAACAUGUUCACCGGCAACGACCAGAUCUGCGGCUGGAACUUCGACUGCCCAAAGACCGAGGAGCAAAUUCUGAGCAGUGACAUCAUCAUCCUGACCAUCACACGCUGCAUCGCCAUCGUCUACAUCUACAUCCAGUUCCAGAACUUGAGACAGCUCGGGUCUAAAUACAUUUUAGGCAUCGCUGGCCUUUUCACCAUAUUCUCCAGCUUUGUAUUCAGCACAGUGGUCAUUCACUUCCUUGAUAAAGAACUCACGGGCCUCAACGAGGCAUUGCCGUUCUUCCUGCUUCUCAUCGACCUCUCCAAAGCGUGCGCCCUCGCCAAGUUCGCCUUGAGCUCCAGCUCUCAGGAUGAAGUGAGGGACAAUAUUGCCCGUGGCAUGUCGGUCUUGGGACCUACUUUCACACUGGAUGCCCUGGUGGAGUGCUUAGUGAUCGGAGUGGGAACCAUGUCAGGUGUGCGGCAGUUGGAAAUCAUGUGCUGCUUCGGCUGCAUGUCUGUCUUGGCCAACUACUUUGUGUUCAUGACUUUCUUCCCGGCGUGUGUCUCACUGGUGCUGGAGUUGUCCCGCGAUAGUCAGGAGGGCCAUCCCAUCUGGCAGCUCAGCCACUUCUCCAGAGUCAUGGAGGAGGAGGACAACAAACCCAACCCCGUGACCCAGAGAGUCAAGAUGAUCAUGUCUCUGGGCCUGGUGAUGGUUCACGCCCACAGCCGCUGGAUCACCGAGCCUUUUUCCAUAAACACCACGGUGGGAGUCCCAGAGGUCGGCAUGGAGCUCGACUACCUCUCGCCGCGUAGGAUCGAGCCGGAGAGAACGUUGUGGCACUUCUACCUCACCAGGAUGCUUACCAUGGACAUAGAGCAGGUGAUCUGUCUGGCCUUGGCCCUGCUGCUGGCUAUCAAGUACAUCUUCUUUGAGCAGUCCGAGAUGGAGUCCACGCUGUCGCUGAAGAACCCCAUCACCAUGUCCGCCCCGGCCCUGACCCCCCGGCGGCCCACCGAGACCUGCUGCAGGAAAGAGCCGUGCCCUCCCCAAACCCUCGCUCCCACACCCGCCAAGAGCGCGGCUGUCCCGGCGACUUCCAUCGAGGCAGAGAGAGAUGAAGUCAUCCGGCCAUUGUCCACCCCGGCCGCCGAUCCACGGCCGAAGAGCUUUUUCCUGGAAGGGGACGAAGAGGAGGAGCUCAAGUCUGAGACAGAUCAGCCGAGCCUCCCCCCAAAGCCCAGAGACCUGGUCGCGUGUGUGGCCGUCCUCAACAACCCUGAGCUAGGGGCUCGUUUCCUGAGCGAUGCCGAGGUGAUGCAGCUCGUCAACUCCAAACACAUCCCCGCAUACAAUCUGGAGGCCAUCAUGGAGAAACCAGAGAGAGGCGUGGCCAUACGCAGACAGAUGAUAUCUACAAAACUUCCCUUCCCUACUGCGCUGUCCACCCUGCCAUACACCGACUACGACUACUCCAAGGUUAUGGGCACCUGCUGUGAGAAUGUGAUUGGCUACAUUCCUGUGCCAGUAGGCGUGGCCGGGCCGCUGCAUCUGGAUGGGAAGCAGUUCCAGGUUCCCUUGGCAACGACAGAGGGCUGCUUGGUUGCUAGCACCAACCGCGGAUGUCGAGCAAUCGCUCUGGGAGGCGGAGCCAACUGUCGCAUUCUGGCCGACAGCAUGACCCGAGGACCCGUAGUGAGACUGCCCUCUGCCUGCCAGGCUGCCGAGGUCAAGGGCUGGCUGGAGAGCACAGAUGGUUUUCAGGCCGUUAAAGAGGCUUUUGACAACACCAGCAGGUUUGCGCGGCUCCAGAAGCUACUGGUUGGUCUGGCUGGGAGACACCUCUACAUCCGCUUCCAUUCCAAGACUGGAGAUGCCAUGGGGAUGAAUAUGAUCUCCAAGGGUACGGAGCAGGCUCUGAGCCGACUGCAGCAGGAAUUCCCAGAGGUGCAGGUGGUGGCGGUCAGCGGGAACUUCUGCACCGACAAGAAACCGGCUGCCAUCAACUGGAUCGAAGGCCGGGGCAAGUCUGCCGUCUGUGAGGCCACCAUCCCCGCUAAAGUGGUCAGAGAGGUUUUAAAAACGUCGACAGCAGCUCUGGUGGAGGUGAACAUCAGUAAGAACCUAGUGGGCUCGGCAAUGGCGGGCAGCAUCGGUGGAUUCAACGCACACGCAGCCAAUCUGGUGGCCGCCAUCUACAUAGCCUGCGGACAGGAUCCGGCCCAGUCAGUGGGCAGCAGUAACUGCAUCACCCUGAUGGAGGCGUCCGGGCCAACAGGGGAAGACCUUUACAUCACCUGCACCAUGCCCUCCAUAGAGCUGGGCACCGUAGGAGGAGGCACCAGCCUGGCUCCCCAGCAAGCCUGCCUGCAGAUGCUGGGCGUGCAGGGAGCCUGUCAGGAAUGUCCCGGGGACAAUGCCCGGCAGCUGGCCAGAGUCGUCUGUGCCACUGUGCUGGCUGGAGAGCUCUCCCUGAUGUCUGCGCUGGCUGCCGGCCACCUGGUCAAGAGUCACAUGAUACACAACAGAUCCAAGGUGAACCUCCAGGAGGCUCCAGGAACGUGCACCAAGAAGGCCUCCUGAGGGUCCAAGGGGAGCCCGUCUUCCUGAGGUCCCGAGGGGAGCCCGACCUUCUUCCGUGAUCAUGGGUUACCUGACGUAGCAGUAUGGACAAUGUGAAAGGGACUAAUAAUCAUUCAUCAAGACAGCAGACCUUAGGCGUCUUCCAAGUGCUAAGACGCUGGAUAUGAAAAGAGUAGAUACAUUUUUACGGGGCUCCAAGCAGAGCAGUUAAUUACUACAGUCUUUUAUUUCCACAUGCGGUCAGGUUUCCUUUUGGGGGUGGGGGUGGAAUGGACAAUUUGGGUUCAAAUAAAAUAUUUCCGCUAUCCUGUUGCCAAAUGCAGCAUUGCCAACAGAGAUGCAAUCGAAUGCUGCCUACCACGGACUCUUCAUCAUUGCAUGUCUUCAUCGGGGGGGGGGGUUGCGAUACUAACGCGUCGUGUCCUAGUUGUGAGUCCGAGGGUUCAACAAUAGAGAGACAGGACAGAUUUGCCACUAAAGAGUUGACGUAAUGAAUAUAUGAAUGAUUGAUUGUCUUGAUCCAAGAAUCACUUUAAAGCUGAGACUGCAAGCCUGUCCUAAAAGUGCUGAGUUCAUCUCCUGCAAAGGGGAGCACAAAAUCAGGGCUUGUGUAUCCUUCAAAAAUAAGGAGGGAGAAUGAAUAAAUCAUGUACAACUAAGGGGACCAUGGGAAAAAGUGUUUAGCCUGUUCAUGUUGGGAUUAUACUGUAGAAUCAUCAUAAAGGAACAAAACCAGUGGAUCAACUAUAUUUCCAUAACCCUAAAAAAUUACUUUGAAUAACAGUGCGGAUAUGCGUGUGUUUGUGUCCAUCACAAUGUCUGCUUGCAGUCAAGUUAUGUCGUCGCUGUGCGGUGAUGCACACAGUCCGCAUCUAAAAGUAAAUUACGCCUGAGUCAGCUGGUCCAUUCAUUCCAACAGGAAUGGGAAACCUGAGGGGAAGGGGGUUUGUCGAAAAAAUUAAAAACUGUUGCAUCGGGUUGAGCAUAAAACCGUAUAGACCUAUGCACACGUGGGGCCACACAUAAAGUAAGCAUGAAAUGCUAUCUUCCUCUGAGCAUGAAAUGUUAAGAUGAAGCGGUUUCUUUCUGUGGAAUUGGCUAACUAUUAACCGCUCUGUGAAAGUUCGACUGCACAUUUAGCGGACAUUGCUACCAUGGUAGCUGCAGAACAUAUGGAGAGCAUUGCACACAGAGCAUCUUAAAAUAAAAUAAAAUCUUCAAAGCGGCGAAAAAUGUUUAAAGUUAGCGUGUCUCUAUGGUCCUCGCUUUGAACACAAGGGGGCGACCUCCAUACAAAUACCGCGGGCCGAUCUACAAACGAGGAGUUGGUGGGUGUGUUUGACGCUUCAAAAUGCAAUGUGGGUGAUGUGAAGUCAGUGAUGGUGAGUCUUCCUUUUGUACCAGCAGAUAGAAAAUAUGUUGGAUAUAUAUUUUAUAAUAAACAUAGACUUUGCAACAA